AUGUCAACAAUCGGCACAACAACACUUCAAACAACUACAGCACCAAACUCGUUAGUCAUGAAUCCAACAUCUAUGUUGGUAGAGAUGAAAAACUUCAUUCCUUCUUCAUAUACUUUCGAAACAAAAAUCCAGAAGAUAAAGCAAGAACUUCUCCAAGGAGAUUUAGACUGUAGUGCGAAAGAUGAAACAAAUGAACAGUAUCUUUAUGAAAUGCAGGACAUUAUUGACCAUUUACCCAAAUUGCCUGAAAUUCAGCAGCAAAAGCUUACUAUUCCUGAAUUCGAUGAAAUAGAAGUCAAAGCAACUGACUCAGUAGAAAUAAAGAAGUUCAUACGAAAGGUAAAUUAUGAAUUCCUUGGUUUUCAUUGCAACCAUAAGGUUAUGGACAAAGAUUGCGACAUGUUAUAUAAGAACAUCUCUGACCUUUACAAAUCUGAAGAAUUUAAGACCUACGACAACUUUGUUUCAUUAGUUGCAAAAUGUGUAUGGGAAAUAAGAGAUAAAGAUAGUAGGGGUAAGGUAUGGAAUGAACAGAUAAGACCCGCUAUGUUUGAGAUGAAGAGAGCAAUUGACGCCUUGGUUGUUUUAGCAGGUAAGGUUUCAGAAUAUAACGCAAAAAUGAAUCCGCAAUGUUCUAAAUGUAAAGCAGCAAUUAGGAAAUAUAACUACUCCGUCAAAGAGAUAGAAAGAAUGCGAAACGACUAUGCAGACUUAAAGAAAGAAGCAGAAAAGCCAGCAGAAGAUAAAAUGGAUAUGUUGACAUUUCUUAAUAAAAACUAUCCAACAGCAGAAGAUUUCCUUCUAUCUGACGUCAAGAAGAAGUAUAAAGAAACUUUCGGUAUCGUUAAAACAUUCGAUGUACUAAAAGAAGAAAUAGAAGCUACGAAACUGUUUAGGAUUUCAAAUAUACAUCGUACAAUUCAUGUAAAACGCUUAUAA
Messenger RNA from Trichomonas vaginalis G3, 939 nucleotides. RefSeq names its product organellar and viral DNA polymerase type B. The record is from RefSeq and is a predicted model, not a curated record. The transcript has a single exon. NCBI's taxonomy places the organism in Eukaryota, Parabasalia, Trichomonadida, Trichomonadidae. The coding region runs from base 1 to 939 and encodes 312 amino acids.